GGUGGACUGGUACAGGCGGAACAAAAAGAUCCACGCUGCUGGCCCGAAGAAGGCCUUCGACGACGGUAUAUGCGAGGAGGAGUCCUCGAAGGCCGCUUUCAUGAACGACACGGACUUGUACGACUACUUGCCGCAGGACGAGUGGGUCAUUCGCGAGAAGCAGCUCCAAGACGGCUUGACUACCAGAGCUGCCAUCGCGCUGUUCGAAGAGAAAUGUGGGGACCCUUCGACCGCCAAGAGGAAGAUUCGUAAUCGUAUUUGCCUGGGUGUCUUCAAGGGCGCCCGCGUCGGGACUGGCAAGUCGCAGGAAGAGAGGCAGGCGUACAAGCGCCAGAAGAUGAUUGAGGACGCGGGCGGGGUCAGGGAAGCGGCUGCGCUUGGUGAGCAGCACUCGUCUUCAAUGGACCGCUGGCUGCAAGGCAUGAACAACCACGUCUCGUCCAACAUGCCCAUGCCCGCGGACUUGGCUGACGACAUCGACGUGGAGAUCCCCGUCGGUAUGAACGCUCCUUCAUCCAGCGGGCUCGAGGCCAUCCGCAAAGACACGAUCGUGGCCGGCCACGCCGCGGCGGCAGUCCGGGAGAUGGACGAGGCGGACUUGCACGUGGCAGAGGAGGCAAUCAAGAUCAAGAAGCAAAGCGCUGCCUCUGUUGGGCGGCCCGUCGGUCGGCCCCAGAAGAGCAGAGCCCAAGUGCUCGCUGACGUAGCCGUGGUGCUGAGGGAGAAGGCGGGGUGGCUGGGCGACGUCGCUGUGAAGUACGGUCGCGAUACCAAGGAGAUUCUCGAAGAGGCCAAGGCUACGUUCUCGAACUCCCUUCCCGAUGACCUGCAGAAGGUUGCUGACGCGAUGGAGGAUGAGGUGAAGAAUGCCGCCGAGAAGGUCGUGGAGCUCCAGAAGAAGCUGACUGAAACGAAGUGCGAGAUGCUCUGCGAGGACGGUGCAAGCUCCGAUGAUGUGCGCAAGAGGAUUGUCGAGCAGCUGCGCGUGGUCUCCACCAUCCACUCGAAGAACGUCCUGAACUCGAUCAACGCCUUCAAGAAGGCGUACGGGCUGGCGAAGAAGGAGGCGAGCAAGAAGACGGCGGACAAGAAGUCCAAGGAUAUCCCCGAGAGCCCCUUGAAGCCUCUACAGGCCUUUGCCGACCAGGAUAGCGGGAGAGGCGUUGGGGUGAUCGACGAUCUGGCGAAGGGCUUGAUGGAGCUGACGCCGUGCUUGGUGAAUGGCCCCGCCCCGCUGAUGACGGCGUUCGAUAAGCUCGCGGGCGUCAAGGCCCACUCCAAGUGGGUCCAGAAAGAGAUGAAGAAAACAAGCUUACAUGUCAUCCACUCCGACUUCAAGCCUGGAGUUGCAAGGGCAAUCGACGCGAUCCUCGUGAAGCACAUCCCGUCUUCGAAGUGCAAGCCUCCUUUCUCCGCAGACUAUUGCGGCGAUGCUGCGCUUGGCAGUCAGCAGUGGGUUUUCACCGAGCAGUUCGGUCAGAUCGGGGUCACGCCCUUCUGCGUCUCCGAUGUGCGCCUCCUCGAGUCUGGCUCGUACUUCUGCGCUGGCGUGAAGAUCGACAAG
Prorocentrum cordatum is the source of this 1564-nucleotide messenger RNA. NCBI's taxonomy places the organism in Eukaryota, Dinophyceae, Prorocentrales, Prorocentraceae. The record is from the annotation of a GenBank genome assembly.